UUAACCACGCUGCUAACCGUAUGCCUAACCAUAACCUUAAAUUAAGAACAAAAAGAUACAUUUUAGUUUUAUAAUUAUUGACGAUAUAGCCAAUUUUGACUUUGUGGCUGUGCUAUCUAGUGGAACAUGAUUAAAAAUGCUACAUUGACUACUUGUGAGCGGCAUACCAUCUGUUGACCAAAUGGUAUGCAUGGGUUAAUGUUUACUCUCAGGGCUAGCAGUGUAUGGCUGUGUGCAUACCAGAGACUGGGCAACGUACUACUGUCCAGAUAUAUAUCUAAAAUGUCUGGUGACCCCAACUGGCUGCCCCCAGCUGACAGAGAACAGCUGCUAAUGGAGCUGAAGGCUACUGGCUGGGUAGAGGUAGAGGAGCGGGAUGCCAUCUACAAAGAGCUCCACUUCAAAACCUUUAAUCAGGUCCAGAUAACACUAACUACUCAUGACUGUGGAGGAUUAUCCAAACGGGAUAUCAAGAUGGCCAAGUUUAUUGACAAAGUGACAUUGUCCAUGUAGAUGUUCCUCCUGUAUAUGUCACAUGAUUUUUGUACAACCUUUUAUUUCAAAUAAAAUGUAUUCAUUAUAA
Molecule: messenger RNA, 583 nt
Organism: Salmo salar (Atlantic salmon)
Lineage: Eukaryota; Metazoa; Chordata; Actinopteri; Salmoniformes; Salmonidae
Source: RefSeq, a predicted model, not a curated record